AUGUCUCCGUCGUUGACAGAAGUUCGAGAGGAAUGGCAAUCUCUGGAGCUAGAGUAUCAAAAACUUCAGGAGACACACAAAAAAUAUUUACAGAAAUUGGAUGAAAUCUCCAAACUCCAGAGCAGCUGCUCCUCCUCUAUCGCCCGUCAUAGGAAAAGACUGAAGGAGGUGUCCAGACAAGUAAAUAAGUGCACCAAGGGCUCUUCAGCCGAUGAUGCAAAGACUUUGGCAGACAUAAAAGAGAAAGUCAAGACCCAAGAAAAUGCUUUCUCUGAAAUGGAUGCUUUCCUACCCAAGAAAAAUGGGUUAUACCUCAAUCUGGUUCUUGGGAAUGUGAAUGUGACUCUUCUCAGCAAGCAGUCAAAAUUCGCCUACAAGGAUGAAUAUGAGAAGUUCAAGCUAUACCUUACAGUCAUCCUUCUGCUUUUCUCUGUCAUAUGUUUCUUUUUUGUGAGCUACAGAUCUAUGGACGCAAUCUUUAACUUUCUGCUGGUCUGGUACUACUGCACAUUAACUAUCAGAGAAAGCAUCCUCAUCACAAAUGGAUCCAGAAUCAAAGGAUGGUGGGUUUUUCACCACUACAUCUCAGCUUUUUUGUCUGGUGUGAUGCUGACAUGGCCAGAUGGGAUCCUUUACCAGACAUUCAGGAAUCAAUUUCUCGCCUAUUCCUUCUAUCAAAAUUUCGUUCAGUGCCUGCAGUACUAUUAUCAGAGCGGAUGUCUGUACAGACUACGAGCUCUGGGAGAAAGACACAACAUGGAUCUGACUGUUGAGGGAUUCCAGUCGUGGAUGUGGAAAGGGCUGACAUUUCUCUUGCCCUUCCUGUUUUUUGGUCAUUUCUGGCAGCUCUUCAACAGCCUGUCUCUGUUCAGAAUGGCUCAGCUACCAGACUGUAAGGAAUGGCAGGUCCGGAUGUGCGGUCUCUGCUUCCUCAUUUUAUUUAUGGGGAAUUUCUUUACUACGCUUGCAGUAGUUCGUCACAAGAUGAAAAGCAGGAAUCAGAAACGGAAGAGCAUGUGAUGGAU
This is a messenger RNA of Cyprinodon variegatus (sheepshead minnow), 1025 nucleotides long. It is a transcript of the gene tmem120aa, whose product is annotated as transmembrane protein 120A. Gene Ontology annotation, biological process: fat cell differentiation. The transcript has 12 exons. Gene Ontology annotation, cellular component: membrane. Bases 1 to 1020 code for a protein of 339 amino acids. NCBI's taxonomy places the organism in Eukaryota, Metazoa, Chordata, Actinopteri, Cyprinodontiformes, Cyprinodontidae. The record is from RefSeq and is a predicted model, not a curated record.